Musca vetustissima is the source of this 1215-nucleotide messenger RNA. RefSeq names its product N-acetylgalactosaminyltransferase 6 (gene Pgant8). Gene Ontology annotation, cellular component: Golgi apparatus. Lineage: Eukaryota; Metazoa; Arthropoda; Insecta; Diptera; Muscidae. The transcript has 3 exons. The coding region runs from base 1 to 1215 and encodes 404 amino acids. The record is from RefSeq and is a predicted model, not a curated record.
AUGAUUACAAUACAUAACAUCAAUUUACCUCAAAGGGAAGGCCUAAUACGAGCACGUCUUCACGGAGCUCAAAAAGCUAAGGGAGAAGUUCUGGUGUUUCUCGAUGCCCAUGUUGAGGUAAAUGUAAAUUGGUUACCACCACUCUUGGCGCCCAUUGUGGAGAAUCCCAAUACCGCAACCACACCCAUUAUUGACAUCAUCAAAUAUGACACCUUGGAAUAUCAGGGUGGAAUGCCCUCGCGGGGUGGCUUCAAUUGGCAAUUUAAUUAUGUACAAUUGCCGUUGCUGAAACAGGAGGAAGCCAUUGAUCCUGAACCCCAUAAUAACCCCAUUAUGAAUGGUGGACUCUUUGCGAUGCGGAGGAAAUAUUUCUGGCAUUUGGGUGGCUAUGAUCGAGGUUUGGAAAUUUGGGGUGCCGAACAAUAUGAAUUGAGUUUUAAGCUGUGGCUAUGUGGUGGACGUUUGUUGGAGGUGCCAUGCUCCAGGGUUGGACAUUUAUAUCGAUCACCAGAAUUUGCUGUGAGCUAUACGAAGCGAAAGGAUGAUUUUAUAUCGAAGAACUACAAACGCGUAGCCGAGGUAUGGAUGGAUGAGUACAAGGAGUAUUUGUAUGAACACAUACCCAAACUCAAUCAAAUCGAUGCUAGCAAUUUGACAAAACAAAAACAAUUAAGGCAUGACUUAAACUGCAAGCCCUUUAAAUAUUUUAUGCAGACUAUAGCCCCCGAUUUACUCAAAGCCUAUCCUCCCGUCAAACCUCCCGAUUUUGCCAGCGGUGCUAUACGAAGUUUGGCCCUCCGGGACCUCUGCAUAGAUAUGGCUGAUGUGGAACCUCGCCAUAAACUGGAAAAUAUCCUCAAACCCUGUUCACCAGACUUAAAAUAUCCUUACGAUUCCCAAAAAUGGCAUUUGGGAUUUCGUCGUGAUCUUCAACAUCAUGGUAAUUGUCUGGAGGUCCAAACAUGGUCUGCCAGAGCACCCAUAUGGCUAUGGCCUUGCCAUAAUCGUGGUGGUAAUCAAUGGUGGUAUUAUGAUAGGAAUACGGAAAUGUUGGUACAUGGUGGCAGAGAGAAAUAUCGCCAGCGUUGCAUGGAAGUGGAGCGGGAAACGAAGAAGAUUUUCGUUAAUUUUUGUGAUCUCACGAAGCUGGAACAGAAAUGGCAUUUUGGUUAUGUUAAUGAAACGGCAAUGGAGAAGUUUUUUGAUGAUGAUUAA